Molecule: messenger RNA, 1425 nt
Organism: Thyridium curvatum
Lineage: Eukaryota; Fungi; Ascomycota; Sordariomycetes; Thyridiales; Thyridiaceae
Exons: 2
Coding region: 1-1425 (474 amino acids)
Biological process (GO): regulation of transcription by RNA polymerase II
Molecular function (GO): DNA-binding transcription activator activity, RNA polymerase II-specific; zinc ion binding
Source: RefSeq, a predicted model, not a curated record
AUGCUCAAACGGAUCUCCCACAGAAAGUCGCGAAAGGGAUGCUCUAGCUGCAAGAGGAGACAUGUUAAGGGACCCGUUCCUCUCUCGUGUAUGCAGUGUGAUGAGACUGGACCGCCUUGCUCCAACUGCAAGAUCCGCGGCCUGGACUGCAACUACAAUGUCAUAAUAGACGGCACCAGGUCCAUCAGGCCCCGGCCCGCCAACAGCAGCUCGCCGGACAAUGUGCCGUCCGGGGCCGGCGCGCCGGCUGGAGACGCCGAGGAGCGCCGGCUGCUUGAGCUCGAGCUCAUCCACCGCUGGUCCACCCACACCUACAAGAGCAUGUGCUCCCUCAAAGAAGACGAGGAAUACGUACAGAACAUCCUGCCGCGCAAGGGUUACCAGCACGCCUUUGUCAUGGACACCAUCAUCGCCUUCACCGCCCUCGAAGUCGCGACGACCACUGCGCCCGCCGCUAACUCCAACACAUCUUCCCCAGUCGGCACGACGCCGACAACGACGACGGCAACACCAGGCUCGUCGUCCUCAUCACCAUCCACGGGGUCAGUCGGUGCCGUAGGAACCACGUCGCAGCAGCAAAGCCCCCCGACGUCGUCGGCGCCCUCGUCAAAGUACCUGCGCAUCGCGCUCGAGUACAACGACCGCGCGAGCGCCGGCUUCCGCGCCAACCUGUCCAACAUCACAAAGGACAACAUCUCGCUGCUCUACAUCUGCUCGGGGCUCGUGCUCGUCAUCAACAUCGCCAUCCCGCAGUGCCUCGAGCUGCACGGCUUCGAGCGCCAGAGCACGCUCGCCAACGCCGCGCGCAUGUUCGACCUGCUCAACGGCAUGCUCGUCAUCGCCUUCGCCGACUUUGACACGCUCAUGAGCAGCGACUAUGCCCCCUCGCUGCAGGCGGCCCUGGCGCUCGGCACGGCGGACCCGCGCGAGCACCUGGCGCAGGAGACGAUCGACGCGCUGGCCCUGCUGCACCCCGUCAACGACCGGAACUCGGAGCUGCUGGGCGAGCAGGCGCAGCGCGACAACGACGAGAGGCCUCCCGCGGAGCGCAACCCCACGCACGAGGAGUACAAGGAGAUGGUCAAGUUCAUCGUCAUCUGCUUCGCCGAGGACAGGCGCGACGCCAUCAAGGGGUACUGCCUCGGCUUCCCGGCCUUCUGCGGCCCGCCCUUCCCGCGCGCCAUCAAGGAGCGGGAGCCGAUGGCGCUCUUCUUCCUGCUCUACUGGGCCGUCCUGCUGCACAACCUCGGCGCCAUGGCCUGGUGGGCGAGGUCGGUGGGGAGGAGGAUGGCCGAGGAGAUCUCGGACAUCCUGCGGCGGUCCGGGCUGUACAUGGCGUCGCCCGAGGGCAGGCAGGCUGUCGCGUGGGUGCGGAGGCAGGUCGACUUGCCGGACUUGCCGGACUCGCCGGGGGUGGAGGGCUGA